ACAGAAUUUCAAUGUUACAGAACGACACAGACCGAGUAAAAUGAAUGCGAAUCUUUUACAUUUGCUUUUAGCCAUUGUGUUUACUGCCAGUAUUACCGACAAUCUUGCUCAUCGUAACGGCCAUUUCGACAGACAUGAUCCAGGUGAUAUAUCGGACAUCUCUUCCGUUAUUGCGAAUGCUCGAGGAUUUCAACUCAGACAAUGAUGGUAAUCUCUUAUGAUUUUGUUAUUUUCAUGUAUGAACACGCUUGCCUUAACGAUCAUUAAUAAUAACGAUCAAUAUAUAUUAAAAUUAUGAGUGCCAAACAAUAGACGAGAUCCUAGAAUAAUAUCAUUGGUGUGAAAUUUUGCUUUCAACGAUGUAGAAUUUUCAGUAUUUUAUUAUGAAGGCUUGUGAUUCUUGAUCAACUGAACACAGUAUACUCAUUCGUUCUGUCUGAUAGAUGCAUAAAUGCGAUCCACGUUAAGUGUGUUUCAUUUUAACAAUUGCUUUCUGUUGGAAGUCAUCACAGUAAAUAGAUGUGAGGCAAACAUGCAUUUUAUUAAUACGUACAUUAUGAAAACACUAAGCAGUGUUCGUCUUUAAUCGACAAAGAUGUGAUAUGGAACACUUGUCGGUAUGAGAAUGAAAAUUGUUGAAUGUUUUAUAUGCUCGAUAAGCGACACAAAAUUCGUAAGUUCACAAGUUCAUUGCAUCGAUUCGCGUUAAUUCCUUAAAGCAAUUUCAUUUUUGACGUGGACUACUCGAAAAUCCAUAUUUUUCUCAACGACUGGCUCUCGUUCUUCGACAGUUUGGUUAUGAUAACGCCAGGCUACUUGAAUGACCGUCAUAAGCUUGGUCGAUCCAUGUAUUAAUAAAUCUUGUCACGUGUGAACAAUUGUCUACAUAGUCAAUUCAGACCGUUGCAUUUAAAUGUUUGAGCAAUUUCAUAUAACCUUCUGGAUUGUUGUUCACUUCUGUUUUCUUGAUUUGACGAUGUGAAUUGUUGUCUUAUGCCAUUAAUACUUGCACUUUUCCUACCCGUUAGCUAAGUAAAUCAAUCUCUUCACAUUCAGUCUCUGAUUCCUUAUUCAUCAUAAUCUUGUGUUGAUUUGUUUUGUAUAUUUCAACAAACGUUUGUUGAUUUCAUAUUGAUCUGUUUAGACGAUAAAUCAGUUUCACUCACGUUAUUCAUACUACAGUCAGCUUAGUUAAAUCAAGUGUGUGAUAAGGAUCAUCAUGUGAACUGUUCAAAACCAUCGUUGGGACUUGUCAUCUGGACCUAACUGCAUCUUGUAGUUGAUGUUCACUCCGAGAGUGACUUCAAAGGCGAUUGCGUGAUCCACUAACCUACCGAGUCUAGGUAGUCACUAGCCUGUUUAUUGGAGCGAGGUUUUAAUUCAUUUCGUAUUGUCCGUUUGAAAUUUAUCAUUGGAGUUUAGGCUUGCAAUUGACCAGUCUCUUAGUGGCACAUGUGCAUUCUCUGUUCACUACUUUGAUACUAGUUUAAGUCACAAGCAUUUUAAGGAGGGAUGAACGGUGGCCACAUUAGUCUCUUUGACCAAUCUAAACUUCGUUUAAUUUAUCUAGGUCAUUUAUUCUCUGGAGAAUUGGUUUACUUUGAGUCACAAAGCGCAUGAAAACACAAUUUGUUCUGAAUGCAUUCAAAUUAUAUAUAUGUACGAACUAGUCAUAUAUUUCCAGUAUAAAUUACUGCACUGAUUUUCUGUGUGGAAAAGCCACCUUUGUUAGUUCAUUCUUUGCUGAGUAUGACUUCAUUCUCAAUAGGCAUGAAUAAUUUAAAUAUAAUUAAUUCUUACUUUAUUGUUUUUCAGAUACACUCGCGAAUUCCGUUUCUU
Messenger RNA from Schistosoma bovis, 1839 nucleotides. NCBI's taxonomy places the organism in Eukaryota, Metazoa, Platyhelminthes, Trematoda, Strigeidida, Schistosomatidae. The record is from the annotation of a GenBank genome assembly.